AGCGCCAUUCUAACUGCAACAGGAUCCAAAAUGGCAGGAGCCGAUGGAGACGACUCUCUCUACCCUAUCGCCGUCCUCAUCGACGAGCUGAGAAAUGAGGACGUCCAGCUGCGUCUUAACAGCAUCAAGAAGCUUUCCACUAUUGCUCUCGCCCUUGGUGUUGAGAGGACUCGCACCGAACUCCUCCCUUUCCUUACAGACACCAUCUACGAUGAAGAUGAGGUGCUUUUGGCAUUGGCUGAGCAGCUUGGCAAUUUCACAAUGUUGGUUGGAGGGCCCGAGUACGUCCACUGUCUCCUGCCCCCCUUGGAGAGUCUUGCAACAGUGGAAGAGACUGUGGUCAGAGACAAAGCUGUUGAAUCCCUGCGAAAGAUCUCUCAGGAGCACUCUCCAGUUGACCUGGAGGUCCACUUUGAGCCUUUGGUGAAGCGGCUGGCUAGUGGUGACUGGUUCACCUCUCGCACAUCAGCCUGCGGCCUCUUUAGUGUAUGUUAUCCUCGUGUCUCCAGCACUGUCAAGGCUGAGAUCCGUCAGCAUUUUCGUACCUUGUGCUCAGAUGACACUCCUAUGGUGCGUCGUGCUGCAGCAUCCAAGUUGGGGGAGUUUGCUAAAGUCCUGGAGCCAGAAUAUGUAAAAAGUGACAUCAUCUCCCUCUUCACUGCUUUGGCCUCAGAUGAGCAGGACUCAGUGCGGCUGCUCGCAGUCGAGGCUUGUGUCAGCAUUGCCACCCUGCUGCCUCAGGAGGACCUUGAGGCGUUGGUGAUGCCCACUCUGCGCCAGGCAGCAGAAGAUAAGUCCUGGAGGGUCCGCUAUAUGGUGGCUGACAAGUUCUCCGAGCUCCAAAAAGCAGUUGGCCCGGAGAUCACAAAGAAUGACUUGGUCCCGGCCUUCCAGAAUCUUCUGAAAGACUGUGAAGCUGAAGUACGUGCUGCUGCAGCCAACAAAGUCAAAGAAUUCUGUGAGAAUCUCCCAGAGGACAAUCGUGAGCAAAUCAUCAUGACUCACAUCUUGCCGUGCGUCAAGGAACUUGUUUCAGACACCAACCAGCAUGUGAAGUCGGCCCUCGCCUCAGUUAUUAUGGGCCUUUCGACCAUCCUGGGAAAGGACAACACAAUAGAGCACUUGCUGCCGCUCUUCCUGGCUCAGCUAAAAGAUGAGUGCCCAGAGGUGCGUCUCAAUAUCAUCUCCAACCUAGACUGUGUGAACGAGGUGAUCGGCAUUCGCCAGCUCUCCCAGUCGCUGCUGCCUGCCAUUGUGGAGCUCGCUGAGGACGCAAAGUGGAGGGUCCGCCUUGCCAUCAUCGAGUACAUGCCCUUGCUGGCAGGACAGCUGGGAGUUGAAUUUUUUGAUGAGAAGCUCAACACCCUUUGCAUGGCCUGGCUGAUUGACCACGUAUAUGCCAUCCGUGAGGCAGCCACCUGUAACCUGAUGAAGCUUGUGGAGAAGUUUGGAGCUGAGUGGGCUCAGAACACGAUCGUCCCCAAAGUGCUCGGCAUGGCCAACGACCCCAAUUACCUCCACAGGAUGACCACUCUGUUCUGCAUCAAUGCUCUAUCAGAGGCAUGUGGCCAGGACAUUACAACGAAGCAGAUGCUGCCAGUGGUCCUGAAGAUGUCCAAUGACCAGGUGGCCAACGUACGCUUCAACGUGGCCAAGUCUCUUCAGAAGAUCGGCCCGGUCCUGGACAGCAAUGCCCUUCAAACGGAAGUGAAGCCAGUGCUGGAGAAGCUGGCCUCCGACACAGACAUGGAUGUCAAGUACUUUGCCCAGGAGGCCAUUAGUGUUCUGGCCCUAGCGUAACCAACCCAACAUCAGUAAACCAGAAACCCCCCCAGAAGCAAAAGCAUAAACACUUUUACAAGAUAUUUAUUGAUGUUCAGGAACAACUGGUUAAUGUAUAGAGAAGCUGUUAGCAAUUGUUUUAUUGUUUUUUUUUCCCCCUCCACCCCCCUUUUUUUUGUUUUUUACACUGUCCAGUGGUAGUCCACAUCCAGGCAGAGUACAGGCUCCUCUUUGCUGUAAAUGGGUGCUUUUACACAGGCAGGGUGUGAUGAAAUUGAAUUAAGUGAUGAAUGUGGACUGGUGUGCUACUGUACUAGUCGUCUCUAACAAGAACCCCUCACACAUUCCUCCCUCACCUUCCUGGUCCACCGUUGUGCUUCAGGCAGCCGUAGUUACAUUCUAGCUCUCUGCUGCUGCACUUUCUUUUUUCUUUUGCCUUUUUUUUUUUUCCUCCCAGUGCUAGAUGGAAAUCUUUAGCUGCAGAUGGUGCAACAAGCUGUUUAUUUUUCUGAGUGUCCUCCUGAAUCAGCCCUUUGACAGUGCUCUUUUCCCAGAGACACUGGUGUGGCUCUUCCAAGAACUGAUUGAAAGGUCCUUGAAGGUCUUGAAAGCUUUUUUUUUUUUUUCUCCUCUUUCACCAGACCAAACCUGUUCUGUUCUUCUAAACGCUUUUCAGGACUGUAAUGUACUAAGUGCUGACAUAGAAAUAACAGGGUGUCUACUUCUGCAUGUAAUCCAGUGAUCCUUCUUGAUGAUUGCAUGUACUUUUUAAUCUCAAAUAGAUUACUUUCUGAACAACCUUCUACUAGAACCUUGUUCUGUGCAGCAAAACGGAUUGAAUUUGUCAAAUAAAUGGAUUGUCUUGGCCCACUGUAACAGGGACCAGCCCAGUUUUAACGUCUUGCUCAUAAUUAUCCUCCAAAUCUUUGUUUAUAAGCUAGGAGGAGAAGUUGUUGCAAGUUAUUUUCUGCAAUAUGUGCUCAGCAUUGCUCUUAACAUGUCCAAUGGAUUUGAGACCUGGUUUAUCCCUUCACUAUGCGUAGGUAAACGGUGUUUGCCUGCCCCCUUUCUUUAUAAAGACUUAAUUUGUUAAUGUGAUAGAACUAAAUUGACGUCAGCUAUCGUAGCUUGAACGGAACCACAGCCCCUUGUGCCAGCCAGUUUUCCAUUAAGUCUUUGUCCAGUGAACAUGAGGUCUGAAAGCUUAAGAUCAGCGAGUUGCCUCACAGUUGCCUCUCUGGAUCUUUGCUUAAAAAUCUCAACAUGACACAAAACAAGUGCAUGCUUUCAAAAGAAAGUGGGAUGCGGGACUCGGGGCAUGUGUAGCUGCAUAAUGUUUUAUUAUGGGGUGGGAGCUGGGGUGGUUACGGGCGGGUUGAAGAAAUGUGUGUCUUGUGUUUAUAAAAGAAACUUUUGUUUUUCUCUGAACUACUCCUGCUGUUCCUCCCCCCCUCUUCUCAUUCUGUUCUCUUGAAUAAACCUUGAUUGUUGAUUGUCUUGUAUCACAAAAACUAUUUUUAUUUUGAAUUCUCUUCACAGUUGGGAUGCUGUACUACUGUAUCUUGAUCUGAAUAAAGUAACACAGAAAAAAAUA
Messenger RNA from Cololabis saira (Pacific saury), 3376 nucleotides. It is a transcript of the gene ppp2r1bb, whose product is annotated as protein phosphatase 2, regulatory subunit A, beta b. Gene Ontology annotation, biological process: protein dephosphorylation. Gene Ontology annotation, molecular function: protein binding; protein phosphatase regulator activity. The record is from RefSeq and is a predicted model, not a curated record. The transcript is spliced from 15 exons. NCBI's taxonomy places the organism in Eukaryota, Metazoa, Chordata, Actinopteri, Beloniformes, Belonidae. Gene Ontology annotation, cellular component: cytoplasm; protein phosphatase type 2A complex. Bases 31 to 1800 code for a protein of 589 amino acids.